CAGAGAGUGAGAGAGAGAGAUAGAAACAAUAAAUAAUGAAUAGCCCACACCUGCUAAUAACAGCCACAGUGCAGUUUAAUACAGCAGAAUGUUUUGUGUAGAGUUUGGGUUUGUUCAGUAGUAAUUCUGGUUUUAUGGGUUUUGUUAGAGAGUCGCUCCUCCUCCUCAGAAAACUAAUGAUGUCACAACACAGCCCUGCUGCUAUCAGUUCUCCCGCUGAGCUGAAUGGAGGCAGAGUGUUUGGAGGAGCUGGAAACUGUGGGAAGAUGUUAACGGUGGAAGUUGAGGGAGUUGAUGAGAAGCCGUUUAGAGACAGACCGAAACACCUGUCUCACUCUAUAGAGGACAUCCUGAGGAGACCGGCCGGUUUACCUGGACAGAAGCUUUCAGUUUAUCCUCAGACUCCUGCUGACAGGGAGGAACCCACCUCCACACAGCGCACAGUUUGUCGAUCGAGUCAUCGGAGGGUCAGAACCACGUUCACAGUGUCUCAGCUGGAGGAGCUGGAGCGAGUUUUUCAGGACACUCAGUAUCCCGACGUGAACACGCGAGACCUGCUGGCUACAAGAACCCAACUUUCUGAAGGAAAAGUUCAGAUUUGGUUCCAGAACAGGAGAGCGAAGUGGAGACGAACUGAAGCCAGAGGAGGAAAUGUGGGACAUCUGCAACCAAACAAGAGCAAAUGUGUUCAUCUUCUCACGCCUCCACUCUUCUUCACUCCUGUUCAGAACUUUGCUUUACAGGAGCAACCUCAUCCACCUGUCUCACUCUAUCCUUCCAUUCUUCUGUACGACAGCAGCUCCCAAAAACUCCACCCGUACACUGAACUCCAGCAGAUCCAGACACCAUGUCUCCCCUGGCUUCCCUGUCUCACACCUCCACCAUUACAUAAAGCUACAUCCUGAGGAUCUGUCUGUCUGGAUUUAUUUCAUUAUGUUUUUAUGUUACUCUAUGUUUAAUUUAAAUAUCAGAAUAAAUGUCUUAUAAAUGUACAAAGCCAAGUCUGUAACUAUUUGUGACGUGUUAAACUCAGCGGAAUUUCAUGUUUUUCUGGAGGAAUUUUAGCCUCUGAGAUGUGAGCUCUGAUUGGCCAAUAAAAAGGCUGAUAGUGCAGCAGUUAGUGAGUUCGUGCAGCAAUCUUAGUGUCGUCUGUCCACAAGACACUUUUCACAUUAUGGAGUGUUAGAGGUUUGUUCUCCAGAAACACUCUGCUCAUUCAGGGUUUAAGAACAGUAAACUCAUGAAUACAGAUGUUAAUCUGUACCAGUAAAUCUUUAUCUGUAACUCUGGGUUGUUCUUUAUUUCACUGGUGAGUCUUUCUGUUGUUAUAUUGGGGUCAUUUUGACUGGGAGACACUUCUUGGCAAAUGAACCACCGUCCACAAGUAUGAUUAAAAUUAAUAUUAGGUAUGAUUAAAAUGAAAACUCCAAAAUAAGCUCAUGUUUGGGGGAAUUGAUGCAACAUUAUUUUCUGAAUAUACGACUAUAUUUAUAAGCUGUGCUGCCAACAUCUAUUUCUUUAUUUACAGAAUGUGUUAAACUUUUUUACAGUCCCCUGUAAUGUUAAAUAGAAAGUCUGCAUGUUAACGUUAUGUGUGCAGUGUGUUCAUGUGUUUUAAAUGCAAUAAAAAAAACUGCAUAUGACCACAAAUUA
Messenger RNA from Astyanax mexicanus (Mexican tetra), 1653 nucleotides. RefSeq names its product intestine-specific homeobox. The record is from RefSeq and is a predicted model, not a curated record. The coding region runs from base 135 to 905 and encodes 256 amino acids. Gene Ontology annotation, molecular function: DNA-binding transcription factor activity, RNA polymerase II-specific; RNA polymerase II transcription regulatory region sequence-specific DNA binding. The transcript is spliced from 4 exons. Gene Ontology annotation, biological process: regulation of transcription by RNA polymerase II. Lineage: Eukaryota; Metazoa; Chordata; Actinopteri; Characiformes; Acestrorhamphidae.